AUGGAGCACGAGACCAUAGCCGCGUUCGACGUGCUAUCCGACAAAGGCGUGUACCCUCCGGCCUACGCAGUCGGGCCCUUCGUCCGCACGUGCUCAGGCGGCGGGGAGGCAGCAGCAGAGCACAGACGCCUGAGGUGGCUGGACGAGCAGCCGGACAGGUCGGUCCUGUACGUGUGCUUCGGCAGCGGCGGCACGCUGUCCACCGAGCAGAUGGCCGAGCUUGCCGCGGGGCUAGAGGCGAGCGGGCAGAGGUUCCUGUGGGUAGUGCGGUUCCCCAGCGACAAGGACCGCUCCGCGAGCUUCUUUGGCGGCGGCCACGGCGACGACAGCCCGCUAGCAUACCUGCCGGAAGGGUUCGUCGAGAGAAGCAGGGCUCGCCGUGACGGAAUGGGUCCCGCAGGUGGAGAUCCUGAACCACCAGGCCAUCGGCGGGUUCCUGUCGCACUGCGGGUGGAACUCGACGCUGGAGGCCGUAGCCGCGGGCGUGCCAAUGCUCGCCCUGGCAUGGGAGAAGGCGCGCGAGCUCCGGGAGGCGGCGGCAGAGGCCUGGGGGCCGGAAGGACCGUCGCGCCAUGCGUUCCAGGCCGUCGUCGGCGAUGUGUUGUUCAUCCAUAUCGCUUCAAGAUUUGUGCAUCUUCAAGGGUGCCUGUUUAUCUGAUGGCUGGUACCUAUCGUCUGAAUGGAAGCCAUAUUUCACGCACCUGA
Miscanthus lutarioriparius is the source of this 705-nucleotide messenger RNA. Lineage: Eukaryota; Viridiplantae; Streptophyta; Magnoliopsida; Poales; Poaceae. The record is from the annotation of a GenBank genome assembly.